GUCCGAUCAGAGAGACGGUCCGAUCAUUUCUGAUCGAUUUCAGUAAAACAUCAUGUCAGUGUCGUAACUUUCAGCUUCGUCGGCAGCUAAACAAAUGAUAAAAUAAAUAAACCAGGUCUUCUUUCACCAGUUUGUUGUUUUUCACAAGAGAAUCGGACUUUCAGCUUUCGUCAAUUAAGCACGACAACAAGUCAGCCACCAAACAGGCUCCAGCACAUUGUGUGAUUUUUCAUGAUCGUGAUCUGCUGAUCAUUAUGAUCAUGAUGAUGAUCAUAAUCAUGAUCAUGUCAUGACAGCACUGAUCAUAACUUGCUGAUCAUGUUUUCCUUUGUGGAGGAAAUUUGCUACAACUUGAAGGUAAAGUUUCCAAGUUCUGGAGGGGAAACAUCCAGGCAGCUGAAAUAUUUGGUUCCUCCCUCAUAACUUUGGCAAAUGAGGAGGAAAAGUUACCAAAAUCUCAGUGAUUGUUUGUGUGAUAAUAUGAUUGAGCCACCAAAAGGUAACAAGAAUAGUUUUAUCCAGCAAUCUGUCAUAUUUCACAUUAAAGGGGAUUUUCCAGGAGGUUUUCCAGGAAGUAGACCCACCCAUCUUCUUAGGAAGGUUGUCUUUUGGUUGUCAGGCAGCUCCACCUUUAUGAUGACAUCACAACAUGGUGGAACCUGUUUGGUGACGGACUUUUACUUGUCAGUUUGGAAACAAACUGAUUCAAAACUGUUUUUAGCUGCUGAUGAAGCCGACAUGAUGUUUUACUGAGAAAUGGGUCAGGAAUGAUCGGACCGCCUCUCUGGGAGGCGGGAGACAGGGAACAGAUUUCCACACGGCUCCCAGAUGAAACGUUUCCAGGAAGCUGAGAGCCUCGUGCUGCUGAAGCCAGGUCAAAGGUCAGACGGGUCUGGCAGACGUCCAGCUGUCAGGUCAGAGCCGUCGCUGCUUUUCCUGCUUCAAGUUGAACUUUAGUUGUUUCUGCCUGUGAGCACAGAGUCGCCUCCAGCUUCCUGCAGGAACAGGAAGUUCCCUCUGCUGCUAAUCACCGCGCGCCGCUGCUCAGGAAACCAGAGAACUGCAGCGUCUGCCGGUUUCCCUCCCAUCGUGUCACCUGCCGGCGCUAAGCCCCGCCCUCGGCAGGUGUACCUCCGUCUGCUCUCCUGCUGCACCUCAUUGGAGGCGCAUCAUGAAGCGGAUCACGUUGCUGCUGGUUCUGAUCGGGUCCGCUCCGGCCGCUCGCUGCUACCCCUCAGGUCUGCUGUGCGGACAUGAAGCCCAGCCACACCGGCGGCGCCCAGACCGCCGCCGCGCCGUUCACCGUCAGCGCGGAGUGGAGCACGUCUGGAGGACAGGUCAAAGUCUCUCUCCAGGGUUCUGGUCCGUUUACCGGGUUCCUGCUGGAGGCCAGACAGCCGGGGGGCCAGACCGCCGUGGGCUCGUUUCUACUGGGUUCUGCUCCGGCCCGGCUCCUCGCUUGCUUCGGGAAAUCUGUAAGUGCUCCGCCCACCUGGUGCGGUUCUGGUUCUGUGGGUUUGUUCUCAGAACAGAGAACAGAACAGAAGGAACCUGCAACCCGAUACCAGAUUGUUUCUGUUCACUGUGACACAAAGAGGCAGAAACUCCUGAUGGGUUCUAGGAAACGUUUACUGCUGCCUGUUCUGGGGACUGAGGCAACAGGUUGGGGCGGGUCCAACAGCCUGGAGGGUCCAGCAGCCUGGAGGGUCCAGCAGCCUGGAGGGUCCAGCAGCCUGUCCAUCUCCAAUGUCGGCUGCGGUUCCACCAAGCUGUGCUUCAGCCAGCCCACAAACUGUGAUCCCUCCUCCAGCUCCAACUGCUUCUUCAUGUCAGCCAGACUUCUGACUCCGCCCGAAUCCGGGGUCCAGUACGAGCUGUCCGGACCGGCUCAGGGAUACGUAGCUUUUGGGUGGUCAGAUGAUCAGAAUAUGGGUCAAGAUGACAUCUACCUCUGUGGCCUGAACAGCACCGGAGCUGUUGAUGUGCAGCGGGCCUUCUCUGUUGGGCGAACAGCUCCAACGGUUCAACCUAAGGGAGCCCUCUCAGAUAUACAGACCUCCAACCAGAACGGGGUCCUGGGCUGCACAUUCAUCUCCAAGAACGCCAUCUUCACUUCCAGCAACUUCAGCUUCACCUCCGACCAACUCUUCUACCUGCUGCUGGUCUAUGGAUCCAGCUCCAACGGGAUCAUCAUGAAGCACCAGAACGAUUAUAGCAGCAGCCAAAAGAUGGCGCUGACGUCUCCUGCUGUGGUCCCAAGUGAUGGGAAGCAGCAGAUGAUCAGAGCCCACGGUUGCCUGAUGCUGCUCGCCUGGAUGACCUUGUGUCCGGUGGGGAUGAUGGUGGCUCGGUACCUGAGAAGAUCCAGUCAGGUCCAGAUGUUUGGCAAAGAUCUGUGGUUUGUGAUCCACAUCUCCGUGAUGAGCAUCACCGUGGUAACCACCAUCAUCGCCUUCAUCCUCGCCUUCUCAUACCUUGGCGGCUGGGAAUACGGGAUUCACCAGGUGCUGGGCUGCCUGGUUCUGUGUCUGGCGCUGAUCCAGCCCAUCCUGGCCUUCAUGCGCUGCGCGCCGCAGCAUCCAAGGAGGUUCCUGUUCAACUGGGCUCAUUUCGUCAUCGCCGUGUCUCUGAAGCUCUUAGCAGUGGCGACCGUCUUCACAGGCAUGGACAUGAUGGACAGCGCCGGCUGGCUGAUGAAGGUGCUGGGCGGCUUCGCCGGCUGGGAGGCGCUGCUGCUCAUCCUGAUGGAGCUGCAAGCAAGAUGGCGGAGCGCCGCCGCAGGUGGCAGCGGUCCUGUGGAGCCUGACAAGGUGCAGCAGGACGUCCUGCUGGUGGCGCUCUUCCUCACCGGGAACCUGGCCUUCCUCAUCGCCCUGCUGGUCGGAAUCGGACAGGCGGUGCAUUCCUAGCACCUGGUUCUGCUCAGCGCUGGUUCUGUCCGGUCCGUUCUGAUCAGCUGAGCAGAAGUUUGAAGUUCUAGAGAAACUUCAGCGCAUUAAAGUUAAAAACCAGCUGCUGGUUUAUGCAGCCAAAUAAAGACAAACACUGAA
This is a messenger RNA of Poecilia reticulata (guppy), 3050 nucleotides long. Lineage: Eukaryota; Metazoa; Chordata; Actinopteri; Cyprinodontiformes; Poeciliidae. The record is from RefSeq and is a predicted model, not a curated record.